Molecule: messenger RNA, 2225 nt
Organism: Hyphopichia burtonii NRRL Y-1933
Lineage: Eukaryota; Fungi; Ascomycota; Pichiomycetes; Serinales; Debaryomycetaceae
Exons: 1
Coding region: 16-2214 (732 amino acids)
Source: RefSeq, a predicted model, not a curated record
CAAAGUAUAGCUACCAUGACAGGUUAUCCAGAAAAAGAGCCAUUAUUGGGGUCUGAGCGUACGCGCAGGUUUGCUGCCGAUAACGAGGUGUCGACUAUAACUUGCACUCCUCUGUUCUCGACCCUUUUAGCCAAUCCUUUUCAAUGUCUACCCCAAUUGACAAAACAGAAAAGUAAUGAGGAUGAAGUUCUGGAUGAUAGCGAGAUAAGCUAUGUUGAUGAUGAUGAACAGCUACCAGACCUUCCUUAUGUGACUAGUCCUACGGUCCUCCCUGAAUCGGUCAUGGAUACAAAGACUAAGUUAUUAGAAUUGAGGAGAUUGAUGAAACAUCAUGGAAUUGGUGUUUAUAUAAUCCCUUCGGAAGAUGAACAUCAAUCAGAGUAUACUGCUUUGGCUGACAAGAGACGGGAAUUUAUAUCAGGUUUUACUGGAAGUGCUGGUUUGUGUGUGGUUACCCUUGAUGAUGCGGAUGAAUUAACUGGUGAAGCAGCCUUAUCAACAGACGGAAGAUACUUCUUACAGGCUCAGAAACAACUUGAUUUUCGAUUCUGGAGACUUUUGAAGCAGGGGGUUGCUGGCUUUCCUUCGUGGAAUGUAUUCGCUAUUGAAAAGGCAAUUUCAAAUAAGUUUAGUAAAGUUAUCUCGUGUGACCCUAGAUUGAUUAGUGUUUCAGUAGGUGAAUAUUUCGAAAGAGUGAGAAGAAUACAAUAUCAGUCAAAGUUUGAUUUCAAACCAUUGCUUGACCUAAACUUGGUCGAUGAGGUUUGGGGAUUGGAAAGACCCACUAGAUCUUUAAGUAAAGUCUACCCCUUGCCUAUAAAAUACUCGGGUGAACAUACCAAUGAUAAAAUCAGCAGAAUCCGUGAUGUUUUGAAAUCAGAUAAGAUCAAAAGUACUCACUUGGUUAUUACCGCUUUAGAUGAUAUAGCUUGGCUUUUCAACUUGCGAAAUGAUGAGGAUAUUCCUUUUUCACCGGUCUUCUUCAGCUAUGCAAUUGUUACAUUGACCAAUGUUACAUUGUAUAUUCAUCCUGCAAAAAUUGACCACACAUCUUCUGAGCUAACUGAACAUUUGAAUUCAAUCGUGGGUUUAUCCAUUAGAAAUUAUGACCUCUUCUAUAAUGAUAUCCAAAACCUUAAGGGAACUAUCGGUGAAUGUGUAAAAAUUGUUCUCCCAAGUAGAGCUAACGCUUCUUUUGCCUUGGUUUCUUCUAUCCCUCAAUCUGUUAGUAAACAAACUAUUGUAUACAAUUCAGUGGUUGCUAAUUUAAAAAUCUUUAAAAAUAAAACGGAACUCUUCAACUCGAAAAUUGCCCAAUUUAAAGACUCAUUGGCAUUCAUUUUAUUUGCUUCUUGGUUAGACCAUCAAUUAAUUAGAAAACGUUCCAAAAUCGACGAGUAUGAAGCUGCUAAGAAAAUUUAUUCUAUCAGGGCCAAAUUACCUAAUUUCAAAGGGUUAUCGUAUGAAACUAUCAGUUCCACAGGUCCAAAUGCAGCUAUAAUUCACUAUGCUCCAACUAAAGAUGAAAAGGCGGUCAUCGACCCAGAGGCGGUCUAUUUGAUUGAUUCAGGCGCUCACUAUUUUGAAGGUACUACUGAUAUAACUAGAACAUAUAAGUUUGGAUAUGAAGGUAUAACCGAAGAGUUGCGUAAGUUUUAUACAUUAGUAUUGAAGGGUCAUUUGGCAGUGGCAAUGGCGAAAUUCCCACCUAAAUCUGCAUCUACUGGUACAAUACUCGAUGCAUAUUCUAGACAACCACUAUGGAAUGAGGGUGCUGAUUUCAAUCAUGGUACCGGCCAUGGAGUAGGAAGUUUCGGAAAUGUGCAUGAAGGUCCUCUUUAUAUACUGACUACUGCUGGUGGGGCUGCUGAUACGGAUCUAUUCAAAACGGGAGCUAUACUCACAGAUGAACCAGGAUACUACGCGGAUGGAAGAUUUGGAAUCAGGAUAGAGAGUGAACUUGAAAUUGUCGAAUGUGAUGAUAGAAUUGGGAAGACUAGAAAUGGAGAAAAUUUCUUAGGUUUUGCCUAUUUAACCAAAGUUCCCUUUUGUAAAAAGUUAAUUGAUACAAAAUACUUAACGCAGAUAGAAGUGACUUGGGUCAAUGAGUACCACAAGAGUAUAAGAAAUGACUUUGGAGAAAAGUUAUUAGAAAUGGGUGAUCGAAGAGCAUACGCUUGGUUAUUUAGAGAAACUUCUCCUAUUAUAGAUUGAUUUGAUAUUAC